Amaranthus tricolor (Joseph's coat) is the source of this 2654-nucleotide messenger RNA. RefSeq names its product probable beta-1,4-xylosyltransferase IRX9H. The record is from RefSeq and is a predicted model, not a curated record. Gene Ontology annotation, molecular function: galactosylgalactosylxylosylprotein 3-beta-glucuronosyltransferase activity; xylosyltransferase activity. NCBI's taxonomy places the organism in Eukaryota, Viridiplantae, Streptophyta, Magnoliopsida, Caryophyllales, Amaranthaceae. Bases 658 to 1992 code for a protein of 444 amino acids. The transcript is spliced from 4 exons. Gene Ontology annotation, cellular component: Golgi membrane. Gene Ontology annotation, biological process: plant-type secondary cell wall biogenesis; glucuronoxylan biosynthetic process.
ACUCUUUUCAAAGUUCCAUAUUCUCUCUCAUCUAUUGAAGGCAAUAGAGAUCUUGAACACUUCCACUUUUUCACAGCCCAUUAUUUCCUGUUCAUAACCAUCUACAACCGACUUUCUCAAUUAAGAAAAAGGGGGGUCUACUCGUUGUAUUUUGGUUGAAAGCUGGAAUGUUUGAGCUCAUUUUUGGUGGUAAUUUGUGCUUCUUAUAUAUAUUUAUUCUAAAUUUUAAUGCCAAAUUUGAAUCUUUGAAUUUUUAAGCUCAUUUAAGUUAGUGGGUAUUGCUUUUUUUUUUUGUGGGUUUCUUCAAGAUAUGAAUGUUGUUAGAUAAAAAUUUAGCUUCUUAUUGUAUAAUCUCGAUCUAUUGCUAAAAUUUUCAUCUUUUUAUGAGUUAGAUCGUUAUGGUAUGCUAUUGGGUGAGCUGGGGCAAGUUAUAAUUAACAAAAUAUGGGAACUUUAUUUCUUCAAAUGUUGGAAAAUGCUUAUUUUGUGCAUUGUUUAUAAGUGGUAAUAAGAAAAUGCUAGAAUUAAUUGCAAUAUAGAGGCUGUAAUUGGAAAAAUAAGUUUUGGUUGUGUUUAGGGAAGUCAAUAGUUACUAAAUUUGGAUGCUUUUUAAGGGUCAAACUGCCUUAUUUUUAGAGUGGAGCUAGAUUUGUUCUAAUGGCUUCUAUUAGAAGAACACUGUCUCCUGUUCCACGCCCUGGUUCAAGAUCAAAUGGUGAAGCUUGUUCAGUAGCAUCCCCAUUAUCUAAAUCAUCUUCUACUCUUCAAAACCCUAUACAUCCAAGUGGAUUAACAUAUUCAUAUUUCAAUUCAUUGGAAUAUGCAUUGUAUAAAGUGCAUAAUUAUAUCCUUAGUUGGUUUUCACAUAGAUCAUCGCGUUCGUUAGAUAGAUCGAAACCUAAAGGGCAAGUGUGGAGAAGGGCACUCAUACAUUUUUUAGUGUGUUUUUUGGUUGGAUUGUUUAUUGGAUUAACUCCUUUUGGUUCCAUGUCUUUUCCUGGAAGAUAUGGGCCUCAAGAUCAGACCUUUUUCUUUGAUAUGAUGCGUCCCGCAGUUAAAUAUCCGCCUUUUAGUGCUAGAAAUGUGUCCUCUGCAACCGAGGUUCGUUUAGAGAAUCAUUUGAGGUUGGGUGUUGAGAAUACUACCUUGCAAGAGUUAAAACAAGGGUCAAAAGAGAUGGAAAGGAUAUCUAGUGAAACACUAGCUGUUAAAUGGGAUCCUCCAUUGGAAGUUCGGAAGCUCUUGAUAGUUAUUACUCCUACUUAUACUCGACAAUUUCAAGCGUACUAUCUCAAUCGAUUGGCGCAAACGUUGAAACUUGUACCUUCACCUUUGUUGUGGAUUGUGGUUGACAUGAACUCUCAAUCUAUGGAAACAGCCGAGAUUUUGAGGAAGACUGGAGUUAUGUACCGACAUUUGGUUUGCGAUAAGAAUAUAACGGAUAUAAAGGACAGAAAUGUUCACCAGAGAAAUGUGGCAUUGGCACACAUUGAAACGCAUCGCCUUGAUGGAAUUGUCUAUUUUGCAGAUGAUGCCAAUGUUUACUCUGUUGAUCUUUUUGCACAAUUGAGGCAGAUAAGGAGAUUUGGGACUUGGAAGGUGGCUUCACUUUCAGUGAGGAGAGGUGCAAUUUUUCGUGAUGGUCCUGUAUGUAAUGGGAGCGAGAUCAUUGGUUGGAGGACUCGUGAAAUGACUCGAAGAUUUCAUGCUGAUAUUUCGGGUUUUGCUUUCAAUAGUACCAUACUAUGGGAUCCGAAGAGAUGGCACCGCCCUACACUUGAGCCUAUACGGCAGAUUGACACCAUUAAAGAGAGAUUUGUGGCAAGUGCAUUUGUUGAACAAGUGGUCGAAGAUGAAAGCCAAAUGGAAGGGUUGCUUUGCUCGAGCAUCAUGGUUUGGCGCUUUCCCCUUGAAUCGUCUUCCUUGUCAUACCCUUGCCAGUGGUACAUUAGCAAGAAUGAUGAGAAGCACCUUUCAACUAAUGUAGUGUGAUCUGAAAUGAGAAGAAAGCGAUUUACCUAUAAGCACAUUUUGCUUUGCAACGUACGUUUGACUGCAAGAAUCAAGAAAUCUUGUGCUGUGAUCGUGUAAUCAGGACCGUCAUUUUUUGACAAAAGUACGUUACACUAAUGUUACACCCCCACAAGAAGCGGGAGUGUAUCUACGAUUCAAUUUUUUUCGUGAGGCUAGGUAUUAUUUUUGUACAGAUCUUCAGUCAUCUUCAACCCGUCUUUGAGUUGGCGGACUUGCCAUAUAUUUGUUUCGCCUUUGCAAAGACGCAAAAGUGCGUUGAUAAUUAUAUUCUAGUGAUGUUAAAGUUUUUUUAAACUAGAUUUGUGAUCGAGUGGUGGAGAGCAUUGAUGCUCGUGUGCAUUCCUUUAGUAUUCUCACGCUCAUGAAAAGAAUUCGUCGAUCUUUGUUCCUACAAGCUUUAUCCUCAUCAGCUGUAUCUUUCAUGUGUACUAUUUAUAUGAAAUGAAAUUUGUGACUACAUAUUCUUCAUGUGUAACCAGUUAGGACUUGGGAGUACUUGCUAUGAACAUGGACUUAAGUUCCUUGUCUUUUUUGUUAUAGUUCUAAUCACCAUUGCAAAAGCCUGUUAUAUUUCCUCUGUUCUGAAAUACUUGUUGUAAUAUAUGAGUUUGUGUUCUAUU